UACUACUGAAUCAAACAGUAAUAAAAUAUUUCACUGAUGAAUCAGUGAUUGAACAGAUUUUGACUAAUUAAUUCAGUAGUUUCUUGUUACUGAAUUAAAUCAGUGAAUUCAACGCAGGCGCAGAAGCUAUUGACAGAAGAAAUUAGUUUUCACUUACCAACGCGUGCGUCAAAGCGUCUGUUUUGUGUUUUUUUCUUUUGCACUUCGUGAUGGUAAAUAAAAUUGUUUAAACUGUUGCAAAAUAGUUCGGAGAAAUACAAAUAGUGUUAUUCAUACAAUUUGGAAAUAAAAAAUGAAUUUCGAGAGCUUGACGGUCGAGGAGCUAGCGACUCACUUAAUAAAUGGCCAUAAUAUUGAUCAGGAAACAAUUGAGAUCUUGAAAGACCAGUAUAUUGAUGGAAGCAGUUUCUUAGAACUAACACUAACCGAUUUAGUGGAUUUAAUGAAAAUAAAAAUUGGACCUGCAAAAAAAAUACAAAAAGUAAUUAAACAGAAUAAAGGAGCUAACAUGCAAAUGGUCGAAAAUGUGAUGGAGUUUAUUGUGGAUCCACAAACUGGAGCAUUAGAUGAUGUCCCUCCUGUUGCAAUUAAUGUCCCUCAAGCUCCACAACAUAUUAAUCGACCAACAACUGGGGAAGAUAUUCCAUUUUCAAAAUAUACAACAGUCAGGGAAACACUGGAACAACACACUCAAGGAAUUUCUCUGAUAAGUGCUAUUAACAAAGGUCAUUUUGGGGAAGAAGACCGACGUGCCUUGGUACGAAUAUUGGUUUCGGAAUUGAUAAGCAAAUAUGAAAAUCUAUAUCCUCCAGAUGACGCUAAAUGGGCUUUAGCUAAAGCUAUAGUUAGGGAAUUUCCUUCCUUAAGAGAUGUGAGUGUACCUGGAUCAGCGGGAUGUGAACACUUUUUUGAUAAAACAACCAGAAAAGGAUUUCUAGAGUUUAGACUCUGGAAUGCUCGAAAAGUUGUCAGCCCUUCAAAAAAAAAAUAUGUCACAACAAAAAAUAAAAGUUCCAGGACGAAGAAGACAAGUGAUGCAACUGUUGCUGAUGUGGAUAAUUUGUUGCUUCCGGAAGAAUUAGAAGAAAAAAUAACUUGGAUGCAACUCACUAUGCCUCGUGUUGAUAAAAAAAGGGGGAUAACUGAUUGUUUGAUGGAAACUUAUAAUGACAGACGCAACUGGAUUAAAACUGAAAUCCCUACGAUUCAUGACAUUAUGUCGAAAUACCCACGGCUGUUUGAUUUUAAUGGAGAAAUGAUCGAAUUGGAGUUCAUAAAGUUAUUUACCGAAGAAUUAAACAAUAAUUUUUUGGCUCGUUUCCCAACAUACUACACAGAAAUUAUAAUUGGAUAUUGCAAAACAAAGCGUCCCGAUAUUUUUCGGAAAACUUCUGUGUUAAAAGACGAAAAUUGGAAAGCCUUAGCAAUUUUAGAUGCACUGCUGCCUUCUUCUAAUUUUAUAAAGAAAAGAAAAGCCAACGAAAUUUCCAAAGGCAAAAAAAAGGCCAAACUUUCAGAAAAUCAGGCACAAGAAAAAAUAGUAGCUGAUGUCUGUUCAUCGUCAAACAGUUUUCCAAACCCAGAUUUAAUUAGAAUUCUCCCGGAAGGAACAAAUGUUACUGAUUAUAUUCAAAACGUAAUUAAGGAAGCAAGUGGAAGUCUUCAACCUUAUGUUUUAUGUGUGUCAGGUCAAAAAUUGGAUAAAUAUUUUAUCCAAGUCGAUGGAAAAUUAAUAGAAAUUGAUUCUAAUGCACACCCGAUCACUGCCUUUGACAUUCUUUUUAAAAUUCAUUUUGUGACAAAUGUUGAAUUUGCAGAUUCUCUUUUUUUCUUUUAUAAUUUCAUAGAAUAUUAUGUCUACAAAAGACAAGUGACAUUAAAAAAUUCUGUUGCGUCAAUGCAUUCUUCACUCAAUAAUUUUAAGGAACAAAACUAAAGACAAUUUGAUUGUUUUAAUUUUUAAAA
This is a messenger RNA of Leptopilina heterotoma, 1965 nucleotides long. RefSeq lists its product as uncharacterized. The coding region runs from base 293 to 1936 and encodes 547 amino acids. The record is from RefSeq and is a predicted model, not a curated record. The transcript has 12 exons. NCBI's taxonomy places the organism in Eukaryota, Metazoa, Arthropoda, Insecta, Hymenoptera, Figitidae. Gene Ontology annotation, molecular function: protein binding.